Messenger RNA from Raphanus sativus (radish), 1096 nucleotides. RefSeq names its product two-pore potassium channel 1. Gene Ontology annotation, biological process: potassium ion transmembrane transport; stabilization of membrane potential. Gene Ontology annotation, cellular component: plant-type vacuole membrane. The record is from RefSeq and is a predicted model, not a curated record. NCBI's taxonomy places the organism in Eukaryota, Viridiplantae, Streptophyta, Magnoliopsida, Brassicales, Brassicaceae. Gene Ontology annotation, molecular function: potassium ion leak channel activity. The transcript is spliced from 3 exons. The coding region runs from base 1 to 855 and encodes 284 amino acids.
AUGUGGUUAUUGUUAAGCUUUUGUGUUUUUGUUUUUAAGUCUUUGAGACCUAUCAGUUUCUACCUCGUUAGAAACCAGAUAUCCGGUCAUAAGACCAACGGUGUGCUAGAUGCCGUCUAUUUCUGUGUUGUAACAAUGACAACCGUUGGAUAUGGUGAUCUUGUCCCUAGUAGUUCAACCUCAAGGCUACUUGCUUGUGCGUUUGUCUUUUCGGGAAUGGUCCUCGUGGGUCACCUUUUAAGUCGAGCAGCAGAUUACUUAGUGGAGAGGCAAGAGACUUUGCUUGGUAAGGCUUUCGAUUUGCGCAAAACAGUUGGUCCAACAGAAAUUCUCAAGGAGUUGCAUACUAAGUUGAGACACAAAUGCUAUGUCACAUUUCUGGUCCUUGUAAUUCUCGUACUUGUCGGUACGAUUUUCCUCGUAAUGUUUGAGAAAAUGCCGGUUAUUGAAGCUUUCUACUGUGUUUGUUCCACCGUUACAACAUUGGGUUAUGGCGAUAGGAGCUUUAACUCUGGAACCGGACGUCUUUUCGCUGUGUUCUGGAUCUUGACGAGUACUAUAUGUUUGGCUCAGUUUUUACUCUAUGUAGCUGAGCUAAAUGCAGAAACCAAACAGAGAGAGUUAGUGAAAUGGGUUUUAACACGGAGAAUCACAAACAAUGAUCUCGAAGCAGCUGAUCUUGAUGGAGAUGGAGUCAUCGUAGCUGCGGAGUUUAUAUUAUAUAAACUGAAAGAAAUGGGGAAGAUUGAUGAGGAAGAUAUUGAUGGGAUAUUGCAAGAGUUUGAGCAACUCGAUUACGAUGAUUCGGGAACUCUGACGAAUUCUGAUCUCAUUCUAGCUCAAACCACGUCUUAGAUACAAAGGUAAGCAUACUUCGUUUAGUUAUUAAAUAUUAUACCUGCACACGACCAAACAAAAAGCAAAAAGAAUUUACAGUUUUGGGUCUGUGUAUGUUUUAAUGUAAUGUCACACUCUCAGUUUUUUAUUGUUACUUGAUGUAAGUUUAUAGUUUACAUAUAUACUGUGUAUAUGAGUUUACACAAGUACUUUGUUUAUGCAAGAUGAAUCUUGUUAUUGAUCCAAUAUUAAGCUCUGA